GGCCGGAGGGGCGGGGCCGUCGUUCCCGGCGUGCCGACCCCGCCGCGAGUCGCGUCACUCCCUCGCCGGCAGCGGGCCCGACCGCAUCGGAGCACGCCCAUUAAACAACGUGCGGAGCGUCCAGACACGCCCGAAAGAUAGAAGGAAACAGGACAAACAGCUGAGCAAGCUGCUGAACAGGACAAACAGCAGAGCGAGUUGCUGAAUACAUAUCUACAGAAGCUGAUCAGCAAGAUGGCGAGCGAGGCUAGCAUUGUGAGUGGCUCCCGUCGCCUGCUGGUGCGCUGGGCAGACGGUGGACAGUCGGAGUACCCCGCCGUGUGGCUGAGAGACAACUGUCACUGCAGCAAGUGCUACACCGCCGGCUCCAUCCACGUGAGGACCCUGCUCAUGGAGCACCUGGACGUCGACUGCACGCUCACAAAGGCUGAGCUCUCUACAGACGCCCAGUCCAUCUCGGUCUCGUGGUCGGAUGGCUGCUCGUGCUCGUUCCCGGUCGACUGGCUGCGGCAGCGAGCGUUCGAGCCGGGCCCGCAGCGGCAGCGCGCCGCGCUCCACCGGCCGGGCACAGUCACCUGGGGCGCCGAGAUGGCCCAGAGCCUGCCGCGACUCCCCUACGACCUGGUCAUGAGCGAGGACGCCGCCAUGCUGGAGGCGCUGCUGAACCUGGAGCGCUACGGCCUGGUGCUGCUCGAGGGGGCGCCCAAACGGCCCGGCGCCGUGCGGGCCUUCUGUGAGAAGGUCGCCUUCAUGAGGACGUCCCAUUUCGGUGACGAGUUCACUGUGCGAGUGAAGGUGGACCCGAACAGCAUCGCCUACACGGGCAACAACAUCGAGAUCCAUACCGACUCCUGCUACUACGACUACAUGCCGGGCAUCCAGCUGCUGCACUUUAUUGUCCAGUACGAGGGUAAGGGCGGUGAGACGCAGCUGGCCGACGGAGCCAAGGUGUGCGAGGACCUCCGCAGGGAGGACCCCCAGGCGUUCCACACGCUCGCCACCGUGCCGGUCGACUUCAAAAACGUCACCAAGAGCGACAACGGCCAGGCGCACUUCAAACUACUCAAGGCACCCGUGAUCACGACCGACUCGGAGGGCGCCCUGCAGUGUCUGAGGUUCACCACCUCCCAGAGGGACUCGUACUUCUCCGUACCUCUAGACCAGGUGGAGCCCUGGUACAAGGCCAAGAAGAAGCUGCUCAACAUGCUGUACGAUGAAAAGUACAUCAUCAAACGCAAAAUGAAUGAAGGCGACAUGAUUGUGUUCGACAACGUGCGCCUGGUGCACGGCCGCGAGCCGCUCUACGAGUCGGAUAAGGUCGGCGAGCGUCACCUGGAGGGCGGCUACAUCGACUGGGACGAGGCCCGCUCCCGGCGCCGCGUGCUCCAGGAGAAGCUCGCGGGAAACCCGUCCGGAUACGGGUUCUAGACGCGGGCGUUUGGCGUGGGGUGAGGGGAUGGUGGGGCUUGCUCAUGCACUUCUAGCUACGGGUAGAUAGCAUAUGCAAGGGUGGAAAGCCGGUAAGUGUCACAUUAGCAUCAAGCAUAGCAGUGCGACAAGGUGCUCUUGCGUUUUUUCCUCUUUUUUAGGUGGUCAAUAUCACAUAGUCGCAUCAGCCCGAUUUGCCUCGUUUUAGAGGAAGUGUUUAGAUGGGUACACCCGUAACGUUUAGAGAAUGUGAUCAGUAACAGUGAUUCAAGGGCAUUUGUGAAAUAUAUCGAUGAGUGAC
Molecule: messenger RNA, 1729 nt
Organism: Amphibalanus amphitrite
Lineage: Eukaryota; Metazoa; Arthropoda; Thecostraca; Balanomorpha; Balanidae
Product: gamma-butyrobetaine dioxygenase-like
Exons: 6
Coding region: 235-1428 (397 amino acids)
Biological process (GO): carnitine biosynthetic process
Cellular component (GO): mitochondrion
Molecular function (GO): oxidoreductase activity
Source: RefSeq, a predicted model, not a curated record